CGUCGGUCGAUUCUCGUUAUUGAUUCGUCCUCAUAUGACUUCUGCAGCUCAAAGUAAAAAAGAAAGCGCCAAAUGUAGAAUUAUUCCUAGAUGCUGUGUGGAGCUGUUUGAAAGGGAUCGAGAUGUCCGUGAUGUGGUCAUCAGCAGACUCUUCAUGUCAAAAGUCUACGGCGGCAAUUCUCAGGAGACUUUCCCUCGGGUGGCCCAAAAAUUUCUGGGCGAGCACCACAUGGACGAUUUCAUGUACUUGAAUCUCGACAUGAAUCCUCACGCUCCCCAAGUGCCCGGAGUACCGGGACCUGCUUUUUGCCGCCAAUAGUUUGGUUGAGCCAGUAAACCAGUCAUGGCUCGAAAUCCAGAGAGUGUUUUCCCGGAUUAACAGUGGGCAGUGGGAAUACAUGGGGCAGUAUCAGAUGGAGUCGGUUGCUUCGCUGACAACGGAAGAAUGGAAUGAGCAGCGCAACACAGUGAGUACUAAUCCUACUAAUUGCGCGGUUGCAUCUAUUGACCCGGGAAUCAGGUUCG
Molecule: messenger RNA, 525 nt
Organism: Guyanagaster necrorhizus
Lineage: Eukaryota; Fungi; Basidiomycota; Agaricomycetes; Agaricales; Physalacriaceae
Exons: 1
Coding region: 35-319 (94 amino acids)
Source: RefSeq, a predicted model, not a curated record